AUGGCCACUGGUCCUCCAGCGUCACCAUCUGAGAAACAGUGUCCUCAGCUUAGCACCACUGUGGCCUCACCUGAGGUGCUGGUGGUGGAUGGGGAGGUACCAGGACUGUCAGAACCCAGGGUGGAGACCAGCCCCCGACCUCCAUCCACAAGCGUGAAGAGGAAGAGGGACGCUGAGGAUGACCUGGAGGAGCUGGUGAUCCCUGAGCCCCAGCCGGUGUGGGUGGUGGAGACGCUGUGCUGGCUCAAGAAGAAGAUGAAGAGGCAGUGCGUGUUCACAGUGCUCCCCGAGUACCAUGACCUCUUCACCAGGCUGCUGGAGAAUCCGAUGGUGAAAAGAUUUCUGGAUUGGGACAAGACCCUGAGGGUGUCUGACAAGUACCUCAUGUCUAUGGUCAUAGCUUAUUUCAGCCGUGCUGGCUUCUUCUGUUGGCAAUACAAGCCAAUCCAUUUCUUCGUGUCUCCACAGGGAGAUAAAUAA
Messenger RNA from Nannospalax galili (Upper Galilee mountains blind mole rat), 480 nucleotides. Its product is annotated as speedy protein E4A-like. The record is from RefSeq and is a predicted model, not a curated record. NCBI's taxonomy places the organism in Eukaryota, Metazoa, Chordata, Mammalia, Rodentia, Spalacidae. Gene Ontology annotation, biological process: positive regulation of cyclin-dependent protein serine/threonine kinase activity. Gene Ontology annotation, molecular function: protein kinase binding. The coding region runs from base 1 to 480 and encodes 159 amino acids. The transcript is spliced from 5 exons.